Messenger RNA from Panicum virgatum (switchgrass), 690 nucleotides. RefSeq lists its product as uncharacterized. The transcript has 3 exons. Gene Ontology annotation, molecular function: nucleic acid binding. The record is from RefSeq and is a predicted model, not a curated record. Gene Ontology annotation, biological process: DNA integration. The coding region runs from base 1 to 690 and encodes 229 amino acids. Lineage: Eukaryota; Viridiplantae; Streptophyta; Magnoliopsida; Poales; Poaceae.
AUGGAGGCUACGGCUACGGUCAGUGAGGUUCUGAUGAUUGAGGAAGACUGGAGGAUUCCCUUCAUCGACUUCAUCAAGGAGUUCAAGCUUCCACCAGGCGUCGACGCAAAAAGCAUUCAAGCUGCCCGCAUCAUUUGGAGAAGCAAAGGAUUCAUCUUGGAAGGCAAGGAUAUCCUAAGGGAAAUCCAUGAAGGAGUCUGUGGCAACCACACCGCAUCAAGAACAUUGGUUGGAAAAGCCUACAGAUCAGGUUUCUUCUGGCCAACAGCUGUAUCAGAUGCUGAAGACCUCGUUAAGAGGUGUCCUAGAUCGCCAGGAGGAUUUAAUCACAUACUGGUGGCAGUCGACAAGUUUAUCAAGUGGCUCGAGUACAAAACAAUCAUCAAGAUCUCAUCAGAUAGAGCAAUGGACUUCAUCUCCUACAUCAUACACCGGUUUGGUUUCCCUCACACGAUCAUCACAGACUUGGGUUCAAAUUUCACCUCGCAAUCUUUCUGGGAUUUUUGCGACAAUGCUUGCAUCAAGGUUAAGUAUGCCUUUGUGGCUCAUCCAAGGGGCAAUGGUCAGGUGGAACGCAUCAACGGGUUGAUACUCGAUGGCUUAAAAAAGAGGAUCUACAAUGCUAAUUCUAAGAAGGGUGGCAAGUGGAUCCAAGAGCUACCUCAGAAGCCAUAUUUCCUGCUGAUAUAA